Molecule: messenger RNA, 3105 nt
Organism: Prunus avium (sweet cherry)
Lineage: Eukaryota; Viridiplantae; Streptophyta; Magnoliopsida; Rosales; Rosaceae
Product: (+)-neomenthol dehydrogenase-like
Cellular component (GO): membrane
Molecular function (GO): oxidoreductase activity, acting on the CH-OH group of donors, NAD or NADP as acceptor
Source: RefSeq, a predicted model, not a curated record
CUCAUUAUUAUUUAUUUGAAUAUAGACCACAAAAUUCAAAGGCUUUCCAAGAAUUACACUAUAAAAGAAAGGAAGGCUCCUUCUGUUUAAUACACAUCUCAAUUCUCACAGACCGUGCCAUUUCUAAUAUAUCAAUGGCAGAAGCAACAAAGAGGUAUGCAGUUGUUACUGGAGCAAACAAAGGCAUAGGAUUGGAAACUGUGAGGCAAUUGGCCUCAAAUGGAUUCACUGUAGUCUUAACUGCCAGAGAUGAGAAAAGGGGUCUUGAAGCUGUUGAGAAACUCAAAGAAUCUGGCCUCUCAGGUCAAGUGGUUUUUCAUCAACUUGAUGUGGCUAACCCUACUACUGUUGCUUCCUUGGCAGAGUACAUCAAAACCCAGUUUGGAAAACUCGAUAUCUUGGUGAACAAUGCAGGGAUUACUGGAAGCCAAGUAGACGGUGAUGCUCUUAAAGCUGUAGCAGACACUGGUGCCGUGGAAAGAGGAGAAGUUGAUUGGAGUAAAUUAACGACAGAAACUUAUGAGUUGGCAGAAGAAUGCUUGCAAAUAAACUACUAUGGUGCUAAAAGAACAGCUGAAACACUUAUCCCACUCCUCCAGUUAUCUGACUCACCGAGAAUUGUUAAUGUUUCCGCUUCCUUGGGGAAGUUAAAGAACAUACCAAGUGAUUGGGCUAAAGGAGUUUUUACUGAUGCUGAUAACCUAACAGAAGAGGGAGUAGGUGAGGUAUUGACUGAGCUUCUAAAAGCCUUCAAGGAGGGUUCACUUGAAAGUAAAGGCUGGCCUUCUUCUUUGUCUGCCUAUAUAGUCUCAAAAGCUGCACUGAAUGCAUAUACAAGGAUUCUAGCAGAGAAGUACCCCGAUAUUCGUAUCAAUUCGGUAUGCCCUGGCUUUGUCAAAACCGAUCUAAACUCCAAUGCCGGCGUCUUGCCUGUCGAAGAAGGUGGUGCCAGGGUUGUGAGGACAGCAUUGCUGCCCAAUGAUGGCCCUUCUGGCUCCUUCUUUGUUCAGUAUGAAGUGUCAGAUCGUUUUCCAAUAACAUUAUAUUACAACCCAAAAGAAGGCUCCUUCUGUUAUUCUCAUUUCUCACAGAAAGACGAUCCCAUAAACGAAUCAGCAAUGGCAGAAGCAAUAAAGAGGUAUGCAGUUGUUACUGGGGCAAACAAAGGCAUAGGAUUGGAAACUGUCAGGCAGUUGGCCUCAAAAGGUUUCACUGUAGUCUUAACUGCCAGAGAUGAGAAGAGGGGUCUUGAAGCUGUUGAGAAACUCAAAGAGUCUGGCCUCUCAGGUCAAGUGGUUUUUCAUCAACUUGAUGUGGCUAACCCUGCCAGUCUUGCUCCUUUGGCAGACUUCAUCAAAACCCAGUUUGGGAAACUCGAUAUCUUGGUGAACAAUGCAGGGAUUGGUGGAAGCACAGCAGAUCCUGAUGCCUUUAGAGCUGUAGUAGAGUCUGGUGCCUUUGGAAGAGGAGAAGUUGAUUGGAGUAAACUAAAUACUGAAACUUAUGAGUUGGCAGAAGAAUGCUUGCAAAUAAACUAUUAUGGUGCUAAAAGAACAGCUGAAGCACUUAUCCCACUCCUCCAGUCAUCCGAUUCACCGAGAAUUGUUAAUGUUUCGUCUUUCAUGGGGAAGUUAAACAACAUACCGAGCGGUUGGGCUAAAGGAGUUUUUACUGAUGCAGAAAACCUAACAGAAGAGAGACUAGAUGAGGUACUGACUGAGCUUUUAAAAGACUUCAAGGAGGGUUCACUUGAAAGUAAGGGCUUUCCUUCUUCUUUGUCAGCCUAUAUAGUCUCAAAAGCUGCACUGAACGCAUAUACAAGGAUUCUAGCAAAGAAGUACCCCACUUUUCGUAUCAAUUCGGUCUGCCCUGGCUUUGUCAAAACAGAUAUAAACUACAAUAUCGGUGUCCUACCUGUCGAAGAAGGCUCUGCAAAGGUUGUGAAGUUAGCAUUGGUGCCCAAUGAUGGCCCUUCUGGCUCCUUCUUUGUUCAGUAUGAAUCCUUGUCACAUCUCCAUUGCCUCUCAUUGUUUCUGCUUAUCAUUUUCGUGUUAUGCAUUUGGUGUUUUUGUUUUUCCAGGUAUGCAGUUGUUACUGGGGCAAACAAAGGCAUAGGAUUGGAAACUGUGAGGCAAUUGGCCUCAAAUGGAUUCACUGUAGUCUUAACUGCCAGAGAUGAGAAAAGGGGUCUUGAAGCUGCUGAGAAACUCGAAGAGUCUGGCCUCUCAGGUCAAGUGGUUUUUCAUCAACUUGAUGUGGCUAACCCUGCUACUGUUGCUUCCUUGGCAGAGUUCAUCAAAACCCAGUUUGGGAAACUCGAUAUCUUGGUGAACAAUGCAGGGAUUGGUGGAGCCAUAGGAGAUGCUGAUGCCUAUAUAGCUUUAGUAAAGUCUUUGGAAAUGGGGAGAAGAGAAGUUGAUUUGAGUAAACUAAUGACUGAAACUUAUGAGUUAACAGAAGAAUGCUUGCAAAUAAACUAUUAUGGUGCUAAAAGAACAGCUGAAGCACUUAUCCCACUCCUCCAGUUAUCUGACUCACCGAGAAUUGUUAAUGUUUCGUCUGGUGCGGGGAAGUUAAACAACAUACCAAGUGAUUGGACUAAAGGAGUUUUUACUGAUGCCGAAAACCUAACAGAAGAGAGAGUAGAUGAGUUACUGACUGAGUUUCUAAAAGAUUUCAAGGAGGGUUCACUUGAAAGUAAGGGCUGGCCUUCUUCUAUGCCUGCCUAUAUAGUCUCAAAAGCAGCGUUGAACGCAUAUACAAGGAUUCUAGCAAAGAAGUACCUCAAUUUUCGUAUCAAUUCGGUCUGCCCUGGCUUUGUCAAAACAGAUAUAAACUGCAAUGCCGGUGUCCUUCCUGUCGAAGAAGGUGGUGCCAGGAUUGUGAAGUUAGCAUUGCUGCCCAAUGAUGGCCCUUCUGGCUCCUUCUUUGUUCAGUAUGAAGUGUCAGAUUUUUAAUUGAAGAUGAUCCAUUUAUGCAAAUUAAAUAAAUGCCAUUUAUUUGGCAGGAUCUUGAACUUUUAAUAUAACAAAGUAUAUUUGGACCCUGCAACAAAUCCUUUUUAAGUUCUUUCUACAUUCAAUAUGACUUGAGGAUGGGAUAAAA